AUGUCUGUUAGCAAUAGUGAUACUCGUAGCCAGACUAAACAAAUUGUUUAUAAAGUGUAUACGUUUCUAAAACAACUGUCAACAAGACCAGAUUUAAGCGCCGAUUUUUUUAAAAAUACACAAAUACGUACUGCUGAAGCUUGUGGAUUGUCAGAGCGCACUGUCCGACGUAUUUGCUCCGAAGCAAAAUGUAAAGCCGAAGAUUCAACGUCAGUUAUGGUAUUUAGGUCUCCGCGCAAAGGUUACAAACGUGCGAAAAUUGUGUCGGAGCUCAACGAUUUCGACUCAGAUGUUGUUAGGAGAACUGUGCACGAGUUCUACGAUCGAGGUGAAUACCCAACUACACAAUUGAUAUUAAAUGCUUUAAGACAAAAAAUCAAUUAUUCCGGAUGCUUACGCUCGAUGCAAUAUCUGUUAAGGAAUUUGAAAUUUUCUCAUAAGAAGUGUAAUGAUGGCCGUAAAUUUUUUAUGGAGAAAAAUGACAUCGUUGCACUUCGAUGUAAAUUUCUUCGAGAAAUUUGUGCGUUGCGCGAAAUGAAAGAUGAUCGCCCAAUCGUUUAUAUUGACGAAACACGGGUUAACCAAAACCAUUCGGAGUCAAUGAUAUGGCAAAAUGAAUAUGGCACUAAAGGAUUGAAAGGAAAAGGAAGUAACAAAGUUAUUGUGUAUCAUGCUGGAUGUGCUCGUUACGGCUUUAUUCAAGGGUCCAAACUAGUAUUCCGUAGCAAUAUAUUAGGCAAUACCGCCGACUAUCACAGUCAAUUGAAUGCCGAAAUGUUUAAAAACUGGUUUAUUGAACUUUUAAACAAUCUGGAAGAACCGUCUGUUUUAGUAAUGGGUAAUGCGUCAUAUCAUUCGUUAUUGGUAGAAAACCACCCAAAAAGUAAUUGGAGAAAAUCGGACAUACAAAAAUGGUUAAGCGAAAAAAAUAUUGAAUUUCAUCCGCUUGAAACAUUACCGGAACUUCAUCAAAAAGUUAAAGCCUUGAUUCCGCGCCAAAAGAAAUACUUGCUUGACCAAAUUGCGUUAGAAAAAAACCAUGAAGUAAUACACCUACCUCCUCGUCACUGUCAAUACAACGCAAUAGAACUUAUAUGGGCCCAAGUUAAACGUCAAGUAGCAAAAAAUAACAAUACGUUCAAGAUGGUUGAUGUCGAACGUCUUACCCAUGAAGCGUUAGAUGCGGUAACCAAAGAGGAUUGGGAAAAUUGUGUAAGGCAUACCGAAAAACUACAAGAAUCGGAUCACCGAAAGGAAAUUCUUAGGGACGCCUUAAUGGAACCAGUAGUUUUGUCCAUAUUGCCCGAUAACAGCGAUUACAGUGAUGAUGAAUCAGAGAUAGAGCAAUUGGAAUAA
Rhopalosiphum maidis (corn leaf aphid) is the source of this 1356-nucleotide messenger RNA. RefSeq lists its product as uncharacterized. Gene Ontology annotation, molecular function: nucleic acid binding. Bases 1 to 1356 code for a protein of 451 amino acids. The record is from RefSeq and is a predicted model, not a curated record. NCBI's taxonomy places the organism in Eukaryota, Metazoa, Arthropoda, Insecta, Hemiptera, Aphididae. The transcript has a single exon.